Molecule: messenger RNA, 2265 nt
Organism: Penicillium salamii
Lineage: Eukaryota; Fungi; Ascomycota; Eurotiomycetes; Eurotiales; Aspergillaceae
Source: the annotation of a GenBank genome assembly
AUGGCCCCGUUACGUCUUCGCGUGGAGGGCCAGUCCUUCCGAGACCCUCACAACAGAGAAAUUACGCUCCGAGGAAUUAAUGCUGCGGCUGAUGCGAAAUAUCCCAAGAAACCCGAUACCCCUUCAUACAUUGCGGAGAAGUUCUUCGAUGGGGAUAAUGUCUCAUUUGUCGGACGACCCUUCCCGUUGGAAGAUGCCCAUAUCCACUUCAAGCGACUGAGGAAAUGGGGUUACAAUACAAUCAGGUACAUCUUCACCUGGGAAGCCAUUGAGCAUUCUGGGCCCGGAAUCUAUGACGAAGAGUGGAUUGAUUUCACGAUCGAGGUGCUCCGGAUAGCCAAACAAUAUGAAUUCUAUAUCUUUAUGGAUCCGCAUCAGGAUGUGUGGUCUCGGUUUUCGGGGGGUUCUGGAGCACCGAUGUGGACGCUCUAUGCAGCAGGUCUGAACCCGAAGACUUUCAAGACAACAGAAGCUGCUUUGGUGCAAAACACAUACGAUGUUCCAGCGAAAUUCCCAAAAAUGAUCUGGAGCACAAACUAUACUAGAAUGGUUUGCCAAACCAUGUUUACGUUGUUCUGGGCUGGACGGGACUUUGCUCCUAAGGCUGUGAUCGAUGGGGUCAACAUUCAGGAUUAUCUUCAACGUCACUUCAUUGACGCCUGUGCCCACUUAGCACAGAAGAUUCAUGACGCAGGAGACCUCGAGGGCGAGGUGAUCAUCGGUUGGGAAAGUAUGAAUGAACCCCAUCGUGGUAUUAUUGGGGUACAAGACAUAUCAGUGGUUCCACCAGAUCAACAGCUUCAACUUGGAACGUCUCCGACUGCAUUCCAGGCUAUUCUCACCGGUUCAGGCCGGGCAUGCGAGCAGACAACAUGGGCUUUUGGCAACUUUGGCCCUCACAAAACUGGCACCGAACUGGUGGAUCCUGCAGGUGACAGUGCUUGGCUUCCAGCUGACUAUGAUGACACCAAAUAUGGCUGGAAACGAGAUUCUGGAUGGAAACUUGGGGAGUGCAUUUGGGCACAGCAUGGGGUAUGGGACCCAUCUACCGAUACGCUCCUGCAAAAGGAUUACUUCUCGAAGGUUCCUCAAACCGGUGAGGCAUUGAACUACGAGAAGUUCACCAACUCUUACUUCCUGGACCAUUAUCGAGCAUACAAGGACGCUAUCCGGGGCAUCUGGUCAGACGCGAUUAUGUUUUGCCAACCACCUGUUAUGGAGAUUCCACCAGAUGUCAAAGGCACUUCUGACGAUGACCCCAACAUGGUCCAUGCAGUGCAUUACUAUGACGGAUUGACUCUUUUGACAAAGCACUGGAACCGUCUAUACAAUGUGGAUGUCAUUGGUGUACUCCGGGGCAAGUAUCUCACUCCGGCGUUUGCACUCAAGAUUGGCGAGUCCGCCAUCCGGAACUGUCUGCGUGACCAACUCAAGUUCCUCCGCGAGGAAAGUCGGAAUUACAUGGGUUCGCAUCCAGUUGUCUUCACGGAGAUUGGAAUCCCCUAUGACAUGGACGAUAAGUAUGCAUACAAAACGGGUGACUACAGUAGCCAAACCAGCGCCAUGGAUGCCAAUCACUUCGCAUUGGAAGGCAGUACGUCUAAUGGUUAUACUCUUUGGGUAUAUGUCACACAGAAUGACCACGAAUGGGGCGACCAGUGGAACGGGGAAGAUCUAUCGAUCUAUUCCCACGACGAUCUAGAACUACCGAGCAGUAACACUCGAUCCACCAAUCCCCAUUCACCAGCCUACUCCGAAAGCCAGAGUAGUGGAGACGAGCCAGAUGUUGGACCCAGCAAUCUCAAGGGUGCUAUAGCAACUCCAUCAAUCUCCAGUGAACGGUCUCAGCCCCCAUCCAUACGCCAGGGACAAGGCUAUCGCGCUGCGGAAGCAUACCUCCGCCCCAACCCGACCUAUGUCAGCGGCAAAUUGGACAACCAUGUCUUUGAUCUGAAGAGUUGCACCUUCACAUUGUCUUUGACGGCUAAAGGGCCGACUUCAACCAACGCUCCGACAGAGAUCUAUCUUCCGGACUUCCACUUCCCCAAGACCAACAUCGCUGUAACCGUCAGUGGGGGUAAAUGGGACAUCCACGAUCAAGAUAUCCAGGGAGUCAAGCUGCAGCAUCUGCGAUGGUGGCAUGCAGAGGGCCAGCAGGAGAUCAAGAUCGAGGGACUGAAGCGGAAACCCGGUGAAGUUGGUUCAGCAGCUGAGGACGUUUCUUAUAUGGAGCAAUGUCAGAAGGGCGAAUGUGCAGUGAUGUGA